GCUAGAACAUUCAUGUAGAUCCAUGGCUUUGCCUGGUCGCACGCCACCGCAAUAUGGCAAGGAGCUUUGUUUUCUACGCAGCCGGUACAAAGGCUAUUCGAAGUGGUACUGCACCAGACGUCACCCUUGCUACCCUUGCCUCCUGGCUGGCCGGGCGUGCCACAUGCGGCGAUUUCAUGUUGACAACUCACAGGCGAUGCCCUGCAUGGAAUGCCAGAAGCAGGGCUUGCCCGCGCGGCUUUGUGCGGUGCCUCCGCCGCGGGAAUACCGGUCUGGAGGGUUGGACGCCGGGGACUGGGCGCGCGUGGAGACCGACAGCGAGAGCUGCCACAUCUGCGGAGAAAGGGAGCAGCAGAAGGGCGAUCUGUACUGCGCCAGCUGCGAAGCCUGGGUGUGCUGCAAUCCGCGGUGCCGGCGCCUGGCAAGGGUGGAGAACGAACGGCUCUGGUUCUGUUGCCACUGCCUGGGGGUGCCGCUGGAGUGCAAAUGUCUGCAGACCCACCGUGAGGUGGCCAAGAUGCUUGUGGAGGUGGAGCUGCAGGACUUGCCGGAUGCCCUGUGCUGCGCGGUGCGUCUGCCCAAGACCUGCCGCCAGCUGCGGCGCUGGCAGCGCCGGAGGGCCUGGUGGAUGCCGCGCGGCCUGCCGCGGAUCUUCCCGGAGGGCACCUGGCUGGACGAUGCAGCGGCGUUGCGCAAGAUGACCGUGGCUGAGUACGAGGCCCUGAAGAACCAGCUGCAGCACUUGCGGCGGGAGCUGCAGCAGCUUGAGCGCCCGGAGGCGCAGCGGAUGCUGUGCAUGAGGUGGCUGUUGAAGCUGCAAGACUUCGCGGAGCCCUCGCUGCUCUUCACCUUCCUCGUGCGGCUCCACAACGAGGCCGAGAAGGACCGGUUCCAUCUGCGAAACCGGUACCGCUGGCUCUAUGUGACGCCCUUGGACGCGACCAUCGCCUUUUGGCCCUAUUCCAAAAAAAUGGCGCCCACGACGCCAAAUCCCUGGCGGAUGAAGGAGAAGAAGGCCAAAAAGCGCGAGCUCCUUGCGAAGAGAAAAAAACAGAAGGUGACGGCGGACGUGCCGAGGAAGCCCCGCGCUUCCGAGGGGGAGCUGGCAGAGAUCAGGCGCCGGCGCGAGAUGGAAGAGAGCUUGGAGCAGGUGUUGCUGAACUCCCUGGAGGAGUUGGAGAAGGAAGACCAGGAAGACCAGGAAGAAGAGGAGAAGCACCACAAGCAACGCAAGCUGAAGAAGCAGUCUGACGAGGACUCUGAGUGAGCCUCCCCGGCGCGCGACAAAAAUCGGCUUCUGCUCGGACUGCAUGAAGCGCAUUGGGCACCCG
Molecule: messenger RNA, 1331 nt
Organism: Effrenium voratum
Lineage: Eukaryota; Dinophyceae; Suessiales; Symbiodiniaceae
Source: the annotation of a GenBank genome assembly